This is a messenger RNA of Ictalurus punctatus (channel catfish), 2678 nucleotides long. RefSeq names its product BARX homeobox 2 (gene barx2). The transcript is spliced from 4 exons. The record is from RefSeq and is a predicted model, not a curated record. Gene Ontology annotation, molecular function: DNA binding; DNA-binding transcription factor activity, RNA polymerase II-specific. NCBI's taxonomy places the organism in Eukaryota, Metazoa, Chordata, Actinopteri, Siluriformes, Ictaluridae. Gene Ontology annotation, biological process: regulation of DNA-templated transcription. Bases 442 to 1323 code for a protein of 293 amino acids.
UGUGUGUGAGUGUGUGUGUGUGUGUGCGUGUGUGUGUGUGUGUGUGCGCGCGCGCGCUCGCGCCGCGCAUGCUGGCAGUGGUUGGGGAGCUGGUUUAUAUAUCGCCCAGCUAAUGAGCUCUGUAGGCAGGGAGGCACUGAGAAGAGAGACAGAAGUGUCCCACUUACACACUCACACACACUCACGCACUCACUGACAGACACAGAAGUGAGUAAAGCGGUGUGCAGCGUGUCAGUGCAGAAGGCUUCGGGAGCAGCAGCGGCACUGUGGAGCGACUUUACAGGAACCGAGCUACAUAAUGCUUGUGUAAAAAGCUGCAGUGUGUGUGUGUGUGUGUGUGUGUGCGCGUGUGUGUGUGUGGGGGGUGUGUGUGUAUGUGUAGUUCUUCACUGAGCUUCUGUGUCAGUGUGUAAAUCGUUAAGCUGAGUGAAGCGGAGCGCCAUGCAGUGCCAAGCCGAGUUCCGGCUCGCCCAGCCCGCGCAGCUGAAAGCGGCCCGGCGGCGCUACAAGACCUUCAUGAUCGACGAGAUUCUGGCCAAGGAGACGUGCGAUUACUUAGAGAAACUCUCUCUAUACUCCGUGUGUCCUUCGCUGGUGGUCCGACCCAAAGCCCUGCACUCGUGCUCCGGCCCGUCAUCACUCGCAUACCCCUUGCUGUCUGUCAUCACACGUCAGCCCCCCAGUGGCCUGGCACAUGUUCCCCAACCCUCGCCCCCUGGCCGGGUCACUCACCUGCCCAUGGUGUCGCCCCAGCAUGCACUGCCAGGUGAGCCUGUGUCGAGUGAGACGCCCGUCAGCAUCAGCAGCGAGUCAGAGACGGAGCACAGCGCCCCCCGGCUGAAGAAGCCACGUCGCAGUCGCACCAUCUUCACUGAGCUGCAGCUCAUGGGUCUGGAGAAGAAGUUUCAGAAGCAGAAGUACCUCUCCACUCCUGACAGAUUGGACCUGGCUCAGUCUCUUGGUCUCACCCAGCUCCAGGUCAAGACUUGGUACCAGAACAGACGGAUGAAAUGGAAGAAAAUGGUACUAAAAGGAGGGCACGAGGCCCCUACAAAGCCUAAAGGCAGACCCAAGAAGAACUCUAUCCCCACCACAGAGGAGAUUGAGGCAGAGGAACGACGGCUCGCCCAACUGGCUGAGAAACAUGAGCAGCGGAGAGGGGAAGUUCAAGUCGAGGUCCAGGAGCAAUUUAAAAAACAUGGAGAAGUGUUUCAGUCACAACCGCAAGACCUGAGCACGAGUGGGAAGAGUGAGAUUCUCCAUUCCCUGAAUCUGGAGGCCUCAGAUGGUGAACAAGUUCCUCAGUUAACACCAGAGAGCUAAAUUUGCAUCUACACUGUUCCAAAAACUGAGAGUACCAAAAGUGCUUAGUGGCUCCAAUCACCAUAGCGCCAAAGACACACAUACAGAUAUUCGUUUUGUUUAAGGAGCAGUCCUUCACUCUGUAGUGGUGCUUUACAUACUCCUGUGGCUCCUUUUGCAGUAAUUUACGAUCACCCGCAUGCAGCCAAACGCACUUCAGCUAAAUUCUCCUAACGCUGGUACCCCGAGUACCAAACGGACAAACAGUAAGUGUUUAUGUUUUAUUUUUCCUGAGCGAUUUGCUCUCCUACACCAUAAUGGCUGCCUGCUUUAUUGCCUUUGUUGAAUUUGUGUCGUCUGUGUACAGCCGUGUCUCGUUCUCUGCCAAAGAUCAUAAAUCUGAAAUAUUGAAAAUACCCUUAGAGGUAAUAGUGCCUUUUUAUCGUCACGUUCAAACGUUUUGUUUUUCCAUGAAUGAACACAGAUGAACAUUUGUACAGGAGGUUAUUUUUUUUUACAUGAUUAUAUAUGACUUUGUAAAGGAAGCUUGGCAAAGGGGGGAAUAAAUAAAUAAAUAAAUAAUAAAAACCUUUAGGGUUGAAUUAAUACCAAGCAAAAAAUUGAAAUUAUUAUUGAUUAUUAUUAUUAUUAUUAUUAUUAUUAUUAUUAUUAUUAUUAUUAUUAUUAUUAUUAUUAUUAUUAUACAUUUUCCAAAGCACAUUUUCUUUAUUGGAAAGCUAAAAUCUGCUUGGUUUUUGAAAAGCUUUAUGUAAUUUCCAGACUUUUUUAUUUUUAUUUUUAUUUUUAUUUUUUAUACAUGACAACCUUCCAAAUGGAUGUUUUAAAAAAUAAAUCUUUUUGUAAAAAAAUAUUUUCCAAACGGCAUUUCCUUUUUUUAAAAAAGCUAAAAAGUUGAUGAAAUUUCAGAACUUUUACAUCCAUGACAAGCUUCCAAAACACAACAUUUGAAAUACACAAUAUUUAAAAAAAGUGUUUUCCUUCUUUCUUUCUUUUCUUCUUUUUUUUUUUUUUUUUUUACUUUCCAUCGAGGAUUUCUAAAGUGAAAAUUGUCCCUGUUUUUUAAAAAGUUGCUAUAAAUUCAGGACUCUUGCAUACAUGACAAACUAUAUUUGAAUAAUCGAUGCUUUGUAUUUAUUUUGUGUGUAGGAGCCAAGCUUUGUUUCAACUGUAUAAAACCCUGCAAAGUGACAUAUUCAUAUAAAAUACCUGCGAUGAUCAUAUGAACAGUGUAUAAAGUAUUGCAUUCGUUUUUUUUUUUUUCCUUGUCUGUGAUAAUGUGUUUUGGAGCUGAGAUGGGCGGACCAUCUGAGGCAGCCUGGCUUUUAACGCCUUAAAUAAAUCCUAUUUACCUGUCA